Molecule: messenger RNA, 1341 nt
Organism: Salvelinus namaycush (lake trout)
Lineage: Eukaryota; Metazoa; Chordata; Actinopteri; Salmoniformes; Salmonidae
Product: plexin domain-containing protein 1-like
Exons: 12
Coding region: 1-1341 (446 amino acids)
Source: RefSeq, a predicted model, not a curated record
AUGCGGUAUCAUGUGAAUGGACAUGAGAAGCCAUCACACAUGACCCCCAGAGAGCCGUGGCUGGGUGACGCCAGGGUGGCCAGGGAAGUACUGGGAGGAGGACUGACCAUUGACACCCUACCAGACAACAUGACACACUUAGUGGAGGACGCUGGUAGGUAUUACUCAUGGCGUAGUUUUGGCCCUGAUGACCAGCGCACAGAUGAACUCUGGGUAGAUCUAAACGACCUAGAGUAUGGCCAAGUCAGAAUGCAUGGCAUUUUGUCCAACACACACAGACAGGCUGCGAAGGUCGCCCUCUCAUUUGACUUCCCCUUCUACGGACAUUACUUGAGGCAGAUUACCAUAGCAACAGGAGGGUUCAUUUUCAUGGGAGAGGUCACACACCGCAUGCUGACAGCAACACAGUACAUCGCCCCCCUCAUGGCCAACUUUGACCCCAGCUUCUCCAAGGAGUCUAUUGUGCAGUACCUGGACAAUGGUGAGGUGUUUGUGGUGCAGUGGGAGCGGGUGAGACUCCAUGGGAGGGAAGCAGAGGGGGCAUACACCUUCCAGGCUGCCCUGCACCUCACAGGGACCAUCACCUUCAGCUACAGAGAUAUACCUUUGCCAGUGGAGGUGAUAAGUUCUGCUGAGCACCAAGUGAAGGCAGGGUUGUCAGAUGCAUUCAUGGUAAACCUGCCAUCCCCUCAAUCCUCAGAUGCCCAACGUCGGCUCUACGAGUACCAUCGGGUGGACAUCGAUACAACUAAAAUCACCAACAACUCUGCCUUUGAGUUCACUGCAUUGCCUACCUGUCUGCAGCAUGACAGCUGUGAACUCUGCCUCUCGUCCAACCUAACCUCUGGCUGUACCUGGUGCAACGUCCUCCAGAGGUGCUCAGACGGAAUGGACAGACACAGGCAGGAGUGGCUGGACUACGCCUGUUCAGAACAGGCCAAAGAUGUUACGUGUGAGGAUUAUUCCAUGGGGAGACCAGACAGCUCCAUUGACCCUUCAGUUCCCCCAGACUCUGAGGUCACCACUCCCUUGGGGCCCCUACUAGAAGGCCCUGCCACGGAGAACGUGAAGACAGGCCCCCCGAGACAACACGACGGGUCAGCUCACACAGGAGUUAUAGCAGGUGUAGUAGCUGCAUUGGUGCUACUGCUGGCUCUGACACUGCUGGCUCUUUACGUCAACUCUCAUCCUUCUGCUGCUUCACCCCUCUACUUAUUACAGCGACGCAACAGCUACUGGCCAUCCAUGAAGUUCAGGAAGCAGGGAUUCCACUCCAGCUACGCAGAGGUGGAGGUCGAAGGUCAUGAGAAGGAGGGCAUCAUGGAAGCUGGCCAGUGCUGA